Molecule: messenger RNA, 653 nt
Organism: Vicugna pacos (alpaca)
Lineage: Eukaryota; Metazoa; Chordata; Mammalia; Artiodactyla; Camelidae
Gene: UXT
Product: ubiquitously expressed prefoldin like chaperone
Biological process (GO): negative regulation of transcription by RNA polymerase II; positive regulation of transcription by RNA polymerase II
Cellular component (GO): mediator complex
Molecular function (GO): transcription corepressor activity
Source: RefSeq, a predicted model, not a curated record
CUUCCGUUCAGGCCCGCCCCUCCCCACCUGGUUAUUUGGUUGGCCAGCGCCCUCGUCGUACGUCAUUUACCCGCGCCACCCGGAAGCCGCGGUUCUUACCAACCGUUCUUUUUGCCGGCGGCUCUCAGGAGCCCAUCAUGGCGACGCCCCCUAAACGGCGGGCGGUGGAGGCCACGGGGGAGAAAGUGCUGCGCUACGAGGCUUUCAUCUGCGACGUGCUGCAGCGGGACCUGAAAAAGGUGCUGGACCAUCGUGACAAGGUAUAUGAGCAGCUGGCCAAAUACCUUCAACUGAGAAAUGUCAUUGAGCGACUCCAGGAAACUAAUCACUCGGAGUUAUAUAUGCAGGUGGAUUUGGGCUGUAACUUCUUCGUUGACACAGUGGUCCCAGACACUUCACGAAUCUACGUGGCCCUUGGAUAUGGUUUUUUCCUGGAGUUGACACUGGCAGAAGCGCUCAAGUUCAUUGAUCGUAAGAGCAGUCUCCUCACAGAGCUCAGCGACAGCCUCACCAAGGACUCCAUGAAUAUCAAGGCCCAUAUCCACAUGUUGCUUGAGGGGCUUAGAGAACUACAAGGCCUGCAGAAUUUCCCAGAGCCUCACCAUUGACCACGUCCUACCUCCCCUGACAUUAAAGAGCCUGAAUGUCUUUGA